Messenger RNA from Spinacia oleracea (spinach), 1136 nucleotides. Its product is annotated as (S)-8-oxocitronellyl enol synthase CYC2-like. Bases 24 to 1136 code for a protein of 370 amino acids. The record is from RefSeq and is a predicted model, not a curated record. NCBI's taxonomy places the organism in Eukaryota, Viridiplantae, Streptophyta, Magnoliopsida, Caryophyllales, Amaranthaceae. The transcript has a single exon.
ACAAACUCUCUCAAUAACCAAUCAUGGCUACCAUUCAAAACAAUGCAUCAGUAGCACUAAUAAUAGGAGUCACUGGCAUGGCGGGCCUCAGCAUAGCCCAAGCUCUUAAAAGUCCAACAGCACAAGGUGGCCCAUGGUUAGUCUAUGGUGCAGCUCGACGGCCCAAGCCCACUUGGUUUCCAUCCUCAACCGUUGACCACUUUAUAACCUUUGAUGCCGUCAACUUUGAGGACACAAAUGCCACUCUCUCUCCGCUCUCCUCCGAGAUCACCCAUGUUUUUUGGGCCGCCAUCAAAGUGGGCCGUGACGAGGAAGAAACUAUCAGCACUAACUCUACAAUGUUAUCCAAUGUGCUUAACGUUCUCACGGCCAAUACUCGGCCCAUUAAGCUCCGUCACAUCACCCUCCAAACAGGCACUUCACAUUAUUUGGGCUAUCCGGGUAUGGCCCAACAUGAACCUCCAUUUCACGAGGAAAUGGGCCGGUUACCUUACCCGAAAUUUUACUACACGCUUGAGGACGUGGUGAAAUCAUACGAAUCAGAAUUGACGUACACAAUUCAUCGUCCCUCGAUCAUCAUAGGAGCAUCAUGUAGGAGUGUGUACAACUUCCUGCUCACGUUAGCAGUUUACGCUGAAAUUUGCAAACACGAAAAUAUGCCGUUUCGGUAUCCAGGGACCAAGUACACGUGGGAUCAUUUCUGUGAAAUGAGUGAUGCACGUGUGCUAGCAGAGCAACACGUGUGGGGAGCUGUUAAUGAGAAGGCGACAAACGAGGCGUUUAAUUGUACAAACGGCGACGUAUUUACUUGGAAGAAAAUGUGGGGGGUUUUAUGUGAGGAGUUUGGGGUUGAAUUUGAGCCGUUGGAUGAAGAUGAUGAGUUGUUUGAUCUUGUGGAGGAGAUGAAAGAUAAAGGAAAAGUGUGGGACCAGAUUGUGGAAGAGAAGGGUUUGGUUGAGACAAAGUUGGAGGAGAUUACUUGCUUUCUUCCACUUCAAUAUAUGUCGAGGCUCAAUUUUCAGUUUGUGAGUAGCAUGAAUAAGAGUAAGGAGUUUGGGUUUUAUGGGCACGUUGAUAGUUUUAAAAGCCUUAGGUUUUGGAUUGGAAAACUCAGGGAGAUGAAUAUAAUACCGUGA